This is a messenger RNA of Thunnus maccoyii (southern bluefin tuna), 2339 nucleotides long. Its product is annotated as GTPase IMAP family member 7-like. NCBI's taxonomy places the organism in Eukaryota, Metazoa, Chordata, Actinopteri, Scombriformes, Scombridae. Gene Ontology annotation, molecular function: GTP binding. The coding region runs from base 314 to 1252 and encodes 312 amino acids. The record is from RefSeq and is a predicted model, not a curated record. The transcript is spliced from 5 exons.
AACAAUUAUAAUAAUAGAAAAAUAAUAGAAAAAAUAUGACUAAUUAUAAUAGCGGUAGCAGUGGGCAUCAAGCAAGCAGUCCUCAGCCACAGAUCCAGACGCCACUGCUCUGGAGGCAGAGACACCAGCAAGACGAGAAAGCACAGAAACUCUGAGGAAGAAGCGAAUGGUAAAUGAAUGAAUUCAUGAAGCAGUCAAUGUGGACUAAACCUCAGAGACAGAACGUGUUGGGCUGCUGCUAUUUUGAAGGUAGAGACAGGAAGCAGCAGUGAGCCACCAGUUGACUGAAGAGGAGAAAUAACCAGCUGCAGAGAUGGCAGACAGUGAAACACUCAUGGAAGCAAAGACCAGAAGAGGCAGCACCGGCAGUAUGGACAAAUCUAUAGACUUCAGGCUGGUUCUUGUUGGGAAGACUGGAGCAGGAAAGAGUUCCAGUGGAAAUAACAUACUGGGAAGAGAUGCCUUCAGAGCUGCUGUCAGUCAGGCCUCAGUGACCAGUAAAUGCAGCAAAGCGAAAGAUAAAGUCUUUGACAGAGAGGUUUCUGUGGUCGACACUCCUGGCAUCUUUGACACCUCGCAGGCUGAUGAUGCAGUGACGAGAGAGAUCUACAAAUGCAUCAACAUGUCGGCCCCGGGGCCCCACGCCAUCCUGCUGGUCAUCCAGGCGGGGGUUUUUAAAGACGAAGAUGGAGUCGCUGUUAGGAAGGUGGAGGAGAUCUUUGGGGCGGAUUUCUGGAGAUACACCAUCAUCCUCUUCACCCAUGGAGAUGAGGUCAAGUCAGACUUUGAACAGAUGCUGAAGGGGGCGCGAGAUGAGCUGAAGGAGGUCCUGAAGAAGGUGGAGAACAGAUAUCACGUCUUCAACAACAACAAAUGCAACGAUCGUGGUCAGGUCCUGGAUCUGCUGGAGAAAGUGGAGAAGAUGAAACGUACCAACGGAGAUAAGUUUUACUCCAACCCCAACUACGAGGAGAGGGAGAAGAUUUUGGAUCAGAGGGAGAAAGAACUCAGAGAGUUCAACUCGAUCAAACAUCAGGAGGACAUAGAAGUUGUGAAGAGAAAGUACGAGAAGAUGCCGAGUGAAGCUCAACGGGAGCGUCCACAAAUGGAGAAACGACGGCAGUCUGAGCUGAAGGAACUGAAUCGCUACUAUCACACUUUAAGGAGCUUAGUCCAUCAUGUUGUCGAGCAGACAGCUGACGGCUUUGAUGAAAUUAAGAAAAAGUUUCAUGAGACCUUGAGGGUGAACUGAACUGCUGGAGACGCAGUACUUUCCUGCAGCUUUAUUACUAAUAUCUUCCUUUAAUCUUCAUUCUGUUUGUUCGGGACUUUAUUUGUCAGACUGAACCAUCACCAUGGGGCUGAAUCAGCAUUUGGCUUAUCUAUUUUCUUUUUUAAUGUGUUUUCUUAGUAUAGAGGGGUAGGGCUGCUUGAUUAUGGCAGAAAUCAUAAUCACGAUUAUUUUUGUCAGUAUCGGGAUCAUGAUUACUCAUUGACUUUAGAAACAUCAUGUAUUUAUUGAACUUUUUAAAAAGAACUUGUCUUUUUAACAGUGGUUUUCUUGAACUUUAAAUAUAAAUCAACUGAAAAACAAAAAAUGAAUGCAUCUGUAGGAUGUAUCUUCCACCUAAUGGCCAAUAUGUCCGUUAAUAUUCCAGAAUUCUGGCCAUAUAGAACAACUACCAACAUAUGUUUAAAUAGCCAUAUAAUAGCCUACAUUUAAACAGCAAUAAAACACAAACGCUAUGAUCCAACAAAUGUAUUUUAAUCAGCAGAAUGAACUCUUCAUAAACUUUGCCAACUGAGCAUACAGCCUACAACAAUAAAAUAAAACAAAUAGCCUUGCUGUUUAAUUUAAUUUAAUGCAGCCAUGCGGGCAGCCUGCAGCUGCAGCUCCACCGCCACCUCCACCUGCCAUGGUCUCCCUGAGCCGCCUCUCACAGGGGCCGUACAGGGAAAAGUUAAACUUCCCACUGAUCAAUUAAUGUUACAUGUUAUUUAACCGUGGAGCUCACUGUUACUCACGUUAGUUUCACUGUGUCAGUGAAGGAUGUAAUGUUACCUUAGAGAAAAUGGUCAGACUUAUCAGAGUCAUGUUAACUGCUGUUGAGGCUCUAUUUAAUUUCUGUAUCAUUUAUUUUAUGUAUUAUUAAUAAUAAUUGAUUCUUUGAAGGAUUUAUGUGCUUGUUUGAGCUGUGCUGAUUUUGGCCUUCAGUUUGUUUUCUGAUCCAGCACCUGUAAAAGUUUUCUUGAUGUGCGUUUUCCCCCCACUCUUUUUGUUAACAGCUCCACCAAAUAGUGAUUUUUCCUUCUAAACUUCUCACAUGGUUUCAUUUCAA